AUGUUUACCACCCCGGAGUCUGGCCCUCAAUGUUCACCACCCCGGAGUCUGGCCCUCAAUGUUCACCACCCCGGAGUCUGGCCCUCAAUGUUCACCACCCGGAGUCUGGCCCUCAAUGUUCACCACCCCGGAGUCUGGCCCAAAAUGUUCACCACCCCGGAGUCUGGCCCAAAAUGUUCACCACCCCGGAGUCUGGCCCACAAUGUUCACCACCCCGGAGUCUGGCCCAAAAUGUUCACCACCCCGGAGUCUGGCCCACAAUGUUCACCACGCCGGAGCCUGGCCCUCAAUGUUCACCACGCCGGAGUCUGGCCCUCAAUGUUCACCAUCCGGAGCCUCCUGGACCUCAAUGUUCACCACGCCGGAGCCUGGCCCUCAAUGUUCACCACGCCGGAGCCUGGCCCUCAAUGUUCACCACCCCGGAGCCUGGCCCUCAAUGUUCACCACCCCGGAGCCUGGCCCUCAAUGUUCACCACCCCGGAGCCUGGCCCACAAUGUUCACCAUCCCGGAGCCUGGCCCUCAAUGUUCACCACCCCGGAGCCUGGCCCUCAAUGUUCACCACCCCGGAGCCUGGCCCUCAAUGUUCACCACCCCGGAGCCUGGCCCUCAAUGUUCACCACCCCGGAGCCUGGCCCACAAUGUUCACCACCCCGGAGCCUGGCCCACAAUGUUCACCACCCCGGAGUCUGGCCCUCAAUGUUCACCACCCCGGAGUCUGGCCCAAAAUGUUCACCACCCCGGAGUCUGGCCCAAAAUGUUCACCACCCCGGAGUCUGGCCCAAAAUGUUCACCACCCCGGAGUCUGGCCCAAAAUGUUCACCACCCCGGAGUCUGGCCCUCAAUGUUCACCACCCCGGAGUCUGGCCCACAAUGUUCACCACGCCGGAGCCUGGCCCUCAAUGUUCACCACGCCGGAGUCUGGCCCUCAAUGUUCACCACGCCGGAGUCUGGCCCUCAAUGUUCACCACGCCGGAGUCUGGCCCUCAAUGUUCACCACGCCGGAGUCUGGCCCUCAAUGUUCACCAUCCCGGAGCCUCCUGGCCCUCAAUGUUCACCAUCCGGAGCCUCCUGGCCCUCAAUGUUCACCACGCCGGAGCCUGGCCCUCAAUGUUCACCACGCCGGAGCCUGGCCCUCAAUGUUCACCACCCCGGAGCCUGGCCCACAAUGUUCACCACCCCGGAGACUGGCCCUCAAUGUUCACCACCCCGGAGCCUGGCCCACAAUGUUCACCACCCCGGAGCCUGGCCCUCAAUGUUCACCAAGCCGGAGCCUGGCCCUCAAUGUUCACCACCCCGGAGCCUGGCCCACAAUGUUCACCACCCCGGAGCCUGGCCCUCAAUGUUCACCAAGCCGGAGCCUGGCCCUCAAUGUUCACCAUCCCGGAGCCUCCUGGCCCUCAAUGUUCACCACGCCGGAGCCUGGCCCUAAGUGUUCACCACCCCGGAGGCUCCUGGCCCUCAAUGUUCACCACGCCGGAGCCUGGCCCUCAAUGUUCACCAUCCCGGAGCCUGGCCCACAAUGUUCACCAACCCGGAGCCUGGCCCACAAUGUUCACCACCCCGGAGCCUGGCCCUCAAUGUUCACCACCCCGGAGCCUGGCCCUCAAUGUUCACCACGCCGGAGCCUGGCCCUCAAUGUUCACCACCCCGGAGCCUGGCCCUCAAUGUUCACCACCCCGGAGCCUGGCCCUCAAUGUUCACCACCCCGGAGCCUGGCCCUAAGUGUUCACCACCCCGGAGGCUCCUGGCCCUCAAUGUUCACCACGCCGGAGCCUGGCCCUCAAUGUUCACCUCGCCGGAGCCUGGCCCUCAAUGUUCACCACCCCGGAGCCUGGCCCUCAAUGUUCACCACCCCGGAGCCUGGCCCUCAAUGUUCACCACCCCGGAGCCUGGCCCUAAGUGUUCACCACCCCGGAGGCUCCUGGCCCUCAAUGUUCACCACCCCGGAGCCUGGCCCUAAGUGUUCACCACCCCGGAGGCUCCUGGCUCUCAAUGUUCACCACCCCGGAGCCUGGCCCACAAUGUUCACCACCCCGGACCCUGGCCCUCCAUGUUCACCACCCCGGAGCCUGGCCCACAAUGUUCACCACCCCGGAGCCUGGCCCACAAUGUUCACCACCCCGGAGCCUCCUGGCCCACAAUGUUCACCACCCCGGAGCCUGGCCCACAAUGUUCACCACCCCGGAGCCUGGCCCACAAUGUUCACCACCCCGGAGCCUGGCCCUCAAUGUUCACCACGCCGGAGCCUGGCCGACAAUGUUCACCACGCCGGAGCCUGGCCCUCAAUGUUCACCACCCCGGUGCCUCCUGGCCUUCAAUGUUCACCACCCCGGAGCCUCCUGGCCCUCAAUGUUCACCACGCCGGAGCCUCCUGGCCCUCAAUGUUCACCACGCCGGAGCCUCCUGGCCCUCAAUGUUCACCACGCUGGAGCCUCCUGGCCCUCAAUGUUCACCACCCCGGAGCCUGGCCCUCAAUGUACACCACGCCGGAGCCUCCUGGCCCACAAUGA
Molecule: messenger RNA, 2511 nt
Organism: Procambarus clarkii (red swamp crayfish)
Lineage: Eukaryota; Metazoa; Arthropoda; Malacostraca; Decapoda; Cambaridae
Source: RefSeq, a predicted model, not a curated record